UGAGCAUGUCAAAAAUAUACUGUACCUAUGGUAUAAAUAAUAACAGAAAGAGAGAUAGAAAAACUGAAGCUGUGCUAUAAAGUAUAUCUGACUUCAAUUUUCAUGUAUUUCUAAUAUAGGCCUGACUGAAGAAGAGGAUCUUGCCAUGUCCAGUGAUGUUAACAGGGAGGCCGUAUUCCAGGCGACAAAGGUUCGAACCCAUUUGAAACAAGAUGGAAGCUGGAUCAACAGAUCUCAAAAUGUUGAGGACACACAGUCAGAUGUAAAAGCACGUAAACCAGUAAAGCUAGGAAAACUUAAAAAUGUGUCAUCACCUGAGAGCAGUUCGGUCUCUUCCUCCAUCAUGCCAUGUGCAGAGAGUACCGCCGCCACCUCCUCCAGCCUGGACUCGUCCACACCCCCUCAAAGCUCUUCUGUCAUGUCAGCCUUAAGGAAGUUUGAUGCACAUCCUGUCCUUGAGGACUCCAGGAGAGCACAUGUAGAGAAAGCAGUGGAGCCAUCCAUAGUCAAAGCCACAGAGCAACCACUGAAGACACCAGCAGAUGCUUCUGUAAAGGACAUAGUGGAAAAAACAAUCGCCAUACCUGCAGAGGAACCAUUGAAGACACAUGCAGAUGUUUCUGUAAAGGACAUAAUGGAGAAACCUAUAGAGAAACCUAUAGAGGAACCAUUGAAGACGCAUGCAGACACUCCUAAAUUGGAUGUAGUGGAGAAACCUAUAGUUAAACCUAUAGAGGAACCAUUGAAGACGCAUGCAGACGCUCCUAAAUUGGAUGUAGUGGAGAAAACUAUAGUUAAACCUAUAGAGGAACCAUUGAAGACGCAUGCAGGCGCUCCUAAAUUGGAUGUAGUGGAGAAAACUAUAGUUAAACCUGUAGAGGUACCAUUGAAGACACAUGCAGACAUUCCUAAAACGGAUGUAGUGGAGAAACCUAUAGAGGAACCAUUGAAGACACAUGCAGAUGUUUCUGUAAAGGACAUAAUGGAGAAACCUAUAGCUAAACCUGUAGAGGAACCGAUGAAGACGCAUGCAGACACUCCUAAAUUGGAUGUAGUGGAGAAAACUAUAGUUAAACCUGUAGAGGUACCAUUGAAGACACAUGCAGACAUUCCUAAAACGGAUGUAGUGGAGAAACCUAUAGAGGAACCGUUGAAGACACAUGCAGACACUCCUAAAACGGACGUAGUGGAGAUACCUGUUGAAGAACCACUGAAGACGCAUGCUUACACUCCUAAAAUGUAUGUAGUGGACAAUAUAGUUAAACCUGUAGAGGAACCACUGAAGACACCUACAGAUGUUCCUGUAAAGAACAUAGUUGAGAAACCUGCAGAGGAAUCACUGAAGACACACACAGAGACUCCUGUAGAGGGAACAAGGAAGACACCUGUAGAUGGAGCUUCAACAGAUCAAACACUAUCCAGUGGAGUGCUGCAGGAGAAAGCAGUCAAAACCCUACAUGAGAACCCAGCAAAGCCUUCAGGUACACUGACUACAGAGAAUCAAGAAGAUGAUACAGUUGAACAAGUCUCAAUAGCACAUGCACCUGUAGUUGAGGCUCCACUCGAACCCAGACAAGCAGAAAACCAGCCUACAAGUGAACAUGGGGAACUUUCACUAGUAUCUGCUCUGGAAACUCCAACUACAGAGUCAUCAACUAGAUCAACUACAGAACCGACCGAAGAACCCCGUCUGGCAGCCCUGGAAGAGAACCACAGACUGAACAGUCAAGCUGAAUUGAAUGUCAAAGGUAAAACCAUGUGUUCCUUCUGCAAGCUGCCCAUAGAUGGAAAUGUGAAAAUCUCCAUCAACAUUCCUGCCAUUUGCUGCCAUCCGGAUUGUUUCAAGUGUAAUGGUUGCAGCAGUCCUCUGGAUGAUCUCUCUUCAUCUAUGUACCACUAUGCUGGGAAAAUCCUCUGCGAGAAAUGCUUUGAUCAAAUCUUCCAGCUCUGAUGACUCAUCCUACUGCAAACCUACUCCACAACAACUUAUCACCAUGACACCCAAGCACAUCUCAGUGUCUACCAGCAAGUUUGCUGUAAUUCAGCACUAAUUUAAAAAAAAAAAUCAGUCUUUAUCAGUAGAGGAACUGCUGUCGUAGGGUUAUUGCACAUAAAUUCAACACCAUUUUUCAUUAAAUGGUCGUGCUGUGUGUGCAUGUCUUCCUAUAUACUGACAAAAUUCCCCAUGGGGUUUAAUAAAGUAUUUCUCUCUUUCUGAUCAAUAUAUUCCUUGUG
Molecule: messenger RNA, 2235 nt
Organism: Sinocyclocheilus rhinocerous
Lineage: Eukaryota; Metazoa; Chordata; Actinopteri; Cypriniformes; Cyprinidae
Product: probable serine/threonine-protein kinase kinX
Exons: 6
Coding region: 146-1951 (601 amino acids)
Source: RefSeq, a predicted model, not a curated record